This is a messenger RNA of Paraphaeosphaeria sporulosa, 489 nucleotides long. Its product is annotated as RBP11-like subunits of RNA polymerase. The transcript has 2 exons. Gene Ontology annotation, cellular component: RNA polymerase II, core complex. Lineage: Eukaryota; Fungi; Ascomycota; Dothideomycetes; Pleosporales; Didymosphaeriaceae. Bases 1 to 489 code for a protein of 162 amino acids. Gene Ontology annotation, biological process: transcription by RNA polymerase II. Gene Ontology annotation, molecular function: protein dimerization activity. The record is from RefSeq and is a predicted model, not a curated record.
AUGGAGGGCUCUAAGAUCCUACGCAAUGCCAAACUCAUCAAAGACAAUUCGAACACCCAGAAGCGCCAUUACGUUAGGCACAAGACACAUGCUGAAGAAAAUGUCCCUCUUAGGUUCGAGCUCUUCAUCCUCGACGAUGGCCAGCAGAAGAUCGAAGUCCGUGAGGAAACCAAGGUGCCCAACACCACCGUCUUUACCUUCAACAAAGAAGACCACACGCUCGGCAACCUCAUCUCUCAGCGCCUCCUCAAAUACGACUACAUCACCUUCUCCGCAUACAAGGUUCCCCACCCGCUCUUCGCAACCUUCGAACUCCGCGUCACUACGGACGGCAGCAUCACACCCAAGGACGCUGUCGUGCGUUGCUGCAAGGAUGUCAUUCAGGAUCUGAGCAAGGUCUCGAUGAGCUUCCAAGGCGAGUGGCUCAACCAGAAGAUUAUCGAGGAGGGCCAGCGAGACGCUGAGGUCAGGGACCAGGGUAAUUACUAG